This is a messenger RNA of Acipenser ruthenus (sterlet), 3867 nucleotides long. RefSeq names its product probable alpha-ketoglutarate-dependent hypophosphite dioxygenase. The transcript is spliced from 6 exons. Bases 892 to 1752 code for a protein of 286 amino acids. NCBI's taxonomy places the organism in Eukaryota, Metazoa, Chordata, Actinopteri, Acipenseriformes, Acipenseridae. The record is from RefSeq and is a predicted model, not a curated record.
UGUACUUGUAAAUUCCUAUAUCUGUAAACAGCCGCAAGUACCGUACAUUUGGGCUAAUAAUAAAAGGCAGACAAGGAGAGCUUAGAGGAGAGUCCAGAGAGGAAAUUCCACCCUGUAUUUAUUUGCCUGAACAGGUCUCCAUUCAGAAAAUGAUCCAGCGGGGUUUAAAAAGCAGCCCUGGAUCUGCUGGGACUCUGACUUUGAGGAGACAGCUGUGAGGGUAGAGAGUGGGCCAGUUUACAGAGUGCACUGCGAGUGAAAGGGUGAGCUCAGUGUCAUUGUAAUAUACUGCACUAGAGCUAUAGUGCACAAGGGGAUCUAGAAAAUAAAUUGAGUUGGGUGACCUGAGAUUUAACAAAAAAAAAAAAAAAACAGUGAGCAUGGCGAGUGAGGGAACAGAGGGCUUGGAAUGUGAGCUAAAAUUGUAUUGUGUAAACUAAGAGUGUGCAGAAUGAGAGAGUUUUUAAAAAAAAAAAAACAGUUUAGAUAAGGAAUAGAGAUUUAGGCAAGUGAACUUUAAGUGCUAAAAGAGUGAGCAGAAAUCCUGCAAAGUGGGAGUGUACAAAGUGUGGCGCGUGUGCUGUUGGGAAAAAGUGAGAUCAGGUCAAGCGGGUGUGAGUAGUGUUCUGAAGACAGGGGAAUCUGUGUUCUGAAGAGAGUAGAGAGAACUCACAUUGCAUAGCAUAAGCUGUGUGCGUGAAUGUGAAGUGUGAGCAAGGGAAGAGUAAUUCCUAAGUUGUUGGGCAUGUACAGAGUGAGCUCAGUGAGUGAGCUGGAAGUGCUGAGAGUGAGUUGAGACAAUACAGAGUAAACUAGAAACAAAGAGAGCGAGCUUUGAGGGAAACAAGGGAGUGAGCUUGGAGCUGUAAGUACCUCCAAUUCAACUCAACAAUGACCCCCUCCUUGACUGAACUGUGUGCCACCUACUGCGACCGUGGCUUCCUAACAGGGGUGCCAGCGCUAGACCCCGAAGAGCUGGAGAGAGCUACAGAGGGCUUCAGUAGAUUGGAGAGGGAGUUUGGGCUGGAGUAUGCCCAGUACAGUCUCCAUAACGUGCACUUGAAGUACCGCUGGGUGAUGUCUCUGGCCACCCAUCCCAAGGUGCUGGAGCUAAUCAAGGGGAUCCUGGGACCCAACGUCAUCCUCCUUGAUUCACGCUUCAUCUGCAAAUACCCGACCAAACAGAAGAGCCACGAAGCUGCCUGUGGAAAACAACAGAACAGCAGCACUCCCUGUGGGGAACUGCAAUAUCACAGCGCCCCCUGUGGAGGUCAGCAUAAUCACAGGCUUCCCUUUGUUGCCUGGCACCAGGAUAUCAGGUACUGGGGUUUUGAGGGGGGUUCAGUGGCUUCUGUGUGGCUGGCCCUGGACGACGUAGACCGAGAGAAUGGAGUCCUGCAGGUCAUCCCAGGAAGUCACCAUCAAGGUCUCCUCCCCCACAUCGCCUCAUCCCGCAUGGGGAACAUGCUGACAGCCAAUCAGGAGAUCCCAGAUCACCUUCUCAACACGAGUGAGGCUGUGGAGUGCCCUCUACAGGCCGGACAAAUGUCUGUCCACGAUGGUCUGACAGUCCAUGGCAGUGAGCCCAAUCUGUCCACUCGGAGGCGCUGUGGUUUCGUUAUUCGCUAUGUGCCAAGCUCUGCCUAUCCUGUUCAGGACCCAGAUCGUCCUCGCACCUUUAACGCUACAGUCCUAGUCUCUGGUGUUGAUGAGUACCAUCACUUUCCAAACAAUGCCCCCAAUCUUCAGUGAGGUGCAAUGCAGACCAUGGGGCCUAUUUUAAUGAUCUAAAUGGUGGUGGAUCUAAAUAGCUCAUACAUACUGUACAAUAAAAACACAACAAAAAGAGGUCCAUGAAAAAUCAGCUGUAUAAAUGAUAUGGUGGCAGUAUUAAAAUCUGUUUAAAUCGUUAAAAUAAACCACAUUGUUCUUUGGUUCUUCUACAGUUUGUCCUGUACAGAUAAGGCACCGGGCCUAGGAAGGUCCUUUCUCGAACAGGAAUCAAAAUGAAAGUGCAUGUACAGACGUGCUCAAAUUUGUUGGUACCCUUACAGCUCAUUGAAAUAAUGCUUCAUUCCUCCUGAAAAGUGAUGAAAUUAAAAGCUAUUUUAUCAUGUGUACUUGCAUGCCUUUGGUAUGUCAUAGAAUAAAGCAAAGAAGCUGUGAAAAGAGAUGAAUUAUUGCUUAUUCUACAAAUAUAUUCUAAAAUGGCCUGGACACAUUUGUUGGUACCCCUUAGAAAAGAUAAUAAAUAAUUGGAUUAUAGUGAUAUUUUAAAUUAGUUUCUUUAAUUAGUAUCACACAUGUCUCCAAUCUUGUAAUCAGUCAUUCAGCCUAUUUAAAUGGAGAAAAGUAGUCACUGUGCUGUUUGGUAUCAUUGUGUGCACCACACUGAACAUGGACCAGAGAAAGCAAAGGAGAGAGUUGUCUGAGGAGAUCAGAAAGAAAAUAACAGACAAGCAUGGUAAAGGUAAAGGCUACAAGACCAUCUCCAAGCAGCUUGAUGUUCCUGUGACAACAGCUGCAAAUAUUAUUAAGAAGUUUAAGGUCCAUGGAACUGUAGCCAACCUCCCUGGGCGCGGCCGCAAGAGGAAAAUUGACCCCAGAGUGAACAGAAGGAUAGUGCGAAUGGUAGAAAAAGAACCAAGGAUAACUGCCAAAGAGAUACAAGCUGAACUCCAAGGUGAAGGUACGUCAGUUUCUGAUCGCACCAUCUGUCGCUUUUUGAGCGAAAGUGGGCUCCAUGGAAGAAGACCCAGGAGGACUCCACUUUUGAAAGAAAAACAUAAAAAAGCCAGACUGGAAUUUGCUAAAAUGCAUAUUGACAAGCCACAAUCCUUCUGGGAGAAUGUCCUUUGGACAGAUGAGUCAAAACUGGAGCUUUUUGGCUAGUCACAUCAGCUUUAUGUUCACAGACGAAAAAAUGAAGCUUUCAAAGAAAAGAACACCAUACCUAUAGUGAAACAUGGAGGAGGCUCAGUUAUGUUUUGGGGCUGCUUUGCUGUGCCUGACACAGGGUGCCUUGAAUCUGUGCAGGGCACAAUGAAAUCUCAAGACUAUCAAGGCAUUCUGGAGCGAAACGUACUGCCCAGUGUCAGAAAGCUCUGUCUCAGUCGCAGGUCAUGGGUCCUCCUACAGGAUAAUGACCCAAAACACACAGCUAAAAGCACCCAAGAAUGGAUAAGAACAAAACAUUGGACUAUUCUGAAGUGGCCUUCUAUGAGUCCUGAUCUGAAUCCUAUCGAACAUCUAUGGAAAGAGCUGAAACUUGCAGUCUGGAGAAGGCACCCAUCAAACCUAAGACAGCUGGAGCAGUUUGCUCAGGAAGAUUGGGCCAAACUACCUGUUAACAGGUGCAGAAGUCUCAUUGAGAGCUACAGAAAACGUUUGAUUGCAGUGAUUGCCUCUAAAGGUUGUGCAACAAAAUAUUAGGUUAGCGGUCCCAUCAUUUUUGUCCAUGCCAUUGUCAUUUGUUUUCUUAUUUACAAUAUUAUGUUGAAUAAAAAAUCAAAAGCAAAGUCUGAUUUCUAUUAAAUAUGGAAUAAACAAUGGUGGAUGCCAAUUACUUUUGUCAGUUUCAAGUUAUUUCAGAGAAAAUUGUGCAUUCUUCGUUUUUUGUGGAGGGGUACCAACAAAUUUGAGCACGUCUGUAUCUAUCUCCUGGUAAUUGAUCAUUUUGAGGUCUUGUGUCUCCUGUGUAUGUCUUCAUGCAGUAAGUUUUGCAUUAAAGGAAGGUGAAAUAGGAUAUCUGGGAAUUGUCUUUUUUAUGAGUUAUAUAGUUAAGGUGUUUAAUGUGCUACUUCACCAAAUGAUCUGUUAUGGCAAUGUAAUGCUCCUUUCAGAUAGUUACAGCAAUUAGACUGGGCU